Jatropha curcas is the source of this 1282-nucleotide messenger RNA. RefSeq names its product ER membrane protein complex subunit-like protein. Lineage: Eukaryota; Viridiplantae; Streptophyta; Magnoliopsida; Malpighiales; Euphorbiaceae. The record is from RefSeq and is a predicted model, not a curated record.
CAAGCAAAAUAGUCAAAAACCAGUUUCUCUCUUGCAGUUGCUGAACUCGAAAAGCACAGUAUCAUGACGAAGCAAUUGCUCGCUUUCCUAUUCACUGUUUGUCUCUUAACGUCAUCUUUCCGUGCCUUCCAAUCAGAUGAGCUUCUUGUAGACGACGAAGAGUUCGGCAUCGAGGGAGCCUCUUCUCGCCCUCAACAACGUUCAUCUGAUCCUGCAAAUACCAGAUCAUCCCCAACUCCUGCUACUACUACUCCUACCAGUACUCGAAGGAAGUUCUCCGAUCCGGAUUCCGACUCCAAGAUCCAAUUCACCCUCGAACACGCCUUUGGUGACUCCGAUUUCGUUCCUGCCGGUACUUUCUCUGCUCGCCUCAAAACUUGGGGUCAUGGCGGCCAGACUCUUACGAAGCUGCGGUUUUCAAGAGACUCCUUUACACAAGUGGAAAAGGAGAAAUUUGAAAAACUGCUGCUUGGUGAUGAGUUCUAUAGGAUAAGACUGCCAUCUAAUGUUUUGAGUCCUCCUGGAAGGGAUUAUGUUGUUUCAUCCGUCAAAGCAAGAUGUCUUCCACGGGAGGGUUUGGAUGAGCACUUUGUGAUACACAUGGAAGGUGUUAAUAUCUUAGCUGUCAACUAUGGUGCCCCUGGGGCAUGCCCCUACCCUCGACAAAUGAAACUUCCUGCAAAGUGGUCAUUCAAUUCCCAUACAGUUCUGAAGAACAGCGAGCAGGCACCAAGAACUCCAAUAUUUACUGAGGAGACCAUUGGAGAAAAUGGAGAGGGUGAAGCUGUGCAACCACCAGAAAGGUCUUUCUGGGCUAAAUAUUGGAUGUACUUGAUUCCUCUUGGACUCAUAGUGAUGAAUGCCGUAACUCAAGCGAUGAAUCUGCCUGAGGAACAAGCCAUGGGUCAGGCAGGUGCCCCUUCGGCAGCAGCAGUUCAGCGAGGGCCGGGUUCUGCUGUUAGAAGAAGAUGAGUUGUCUGAACGUUCUGUUUCUACAAAUGCGAAAGGAUCAGACUUUAUAUUCUUGUAUUAAAGCAAUAGAGUCCUCUGUAUUUUUAUCAAGUGAUUUUUGAUUGCGCUGGUAGCUAGCACAGCUGGGAUGGUUGUAGUUAGGGCUAUGACUGAGUGACAUUAGAGGGAAGUUCCGGUUUAGCCCGUAUCUUCAAUCUUUUAAUCUAAAUUUAAUCCAAAGUUUACAGUGAGUUUGACCUGGUUUGUGAUCAACCCAUUUUACUUUAAUUUUUCUCUUUUUUAAUUUUUAAAUUUAAGUUCGUUUCUAUCA